Messenger RNA from Macadamia integrifolia, 2299 nucleotides. Its product is annotated as transcription factor MYB101-like. The coding region runs from base 569 to 2065 and encodes 498 amino acids. The transcript has 3 exons. The record is from RefSeq and is a predicted model, not a curated record. Lineage: Eukaryota; Viridiplantae; Streptophyta; Magnoliopsida; Proteales; Proteaceae.
ACCCCUACCUCACGGCCUACACAUCUACACACUCCUCUCGCUUUUUCUCUCUUCUUCUCCUUCUUUCUCCGCCUUCUUCUCUCAAUUUCGCUGUUCUUAGCCUUUUUUUGUGUGAAUCCUGGGAAUAUCGAAUUCUUAAACUUUUAAUUCUGGGUUUAUUUCUCGAUUUCCAAUUCAUAUCUGCUAUUAACAUGAAUCAAAAGCAAGAUUAAAGGUAAGAAAUACUCUUAAUAAUAAUCAGAAUUUCUCAAUUUCUAAUUUCCUCAUCUCCAUCUCUGUUUCUCUCGCUCUCCUCUCCAAUUUGUUAUUAAGAAAGAGAGAGGAGGGAGAGAUCUUCCUGGGUCUGUCAAUCAAUAUCCCAAAAGUAGAUACAUUUGAGAGAAAUCUCAAUUCCCUAGGAGGGAAGAAACCGAGACAACCCAGAAGAAGAAGAAGAGAAUAGAAGAAAGGCAAAGAAAGUACGACACAGAGAACAAAAGGAAGCAGACAAUAACAAAAACAAAAAGAGGGUUGGAUUGUUUGGUUUGGAAGGGGGCAGAGAGGCCCUACGACUAGGAGACAACGACGGAUGGUGCCCAACAGCGACGAUCCGGCCACGAGUAACAACGAUGCGUCUGGUGGAGCUGGUGGUGGAGGUGGUGGUGCUACUGGCGCUGCUGGUGGCGGUGGGUCCUCCUCCGCAUCAGGGUCUUUGAAGAAAGGACCCUGGACGGCUGCGGAAGAUGCGAUUCUGAUGGAGUAUGUGAAGAAACAUGGAGAGGGUAACUGGAAUGCUGUUCAGAAAAACGCCGGUCUCUCUCGAUGUGGUAAGAGCUGCCGUCUCCGUUGGGCUAAUCAUCUCAGGCCUAAUCUUAAGAAAGGCACUUUCUCUCCUGAGGAAGAGCGUCUCAUUCUCGAGCUCCAUUCCAAGCUCGGCAAUAAAUGGGCUCGCAUGGCUGCUCAGUUACCUGGGAGGACCGAUAACGAGAUCAAGAACUACUGGAAUACCAGAGUCAAGCGACGCCAACGCGCCGGGAUGCCUCUCUACCCACAAGAUAUACAGAAGCAAGCAUCUGCAUUCCAUCUAAACCAGAAUAACCAGACCCGCCCGUCUCCAUCUCCGCCACCCACUCAUCAUCUCUCAGCGCCGCAACAACACCACAAGCCCAAUUUCAGUUCUCCUCUUACCCUGAUCGAUCCAGUAAAUUUUCCUGUGACAACCAGCCCUCUCCUAGCCCAUCACCCUCCCCCUUUUCUCCCUACUCCAUUUUACAGAUUCAAGGCGUUUCGGGACAACAACAGCGAAGGAUUCUCUCUCCCCUUCUCCGCUACUCCUCCUCAAUCACAUCCUCCCUCACCUCUGUUUGGCCAGAGUCCCCAGUUUCCCCUAUCGCCAUCGCUUCAGCUUAAUUCUGGCAAUUUCGACUUCAAUCCUCCACCACCGAUCCUGGGAAACCUAUUUGAGACCGACAGUGGUUCCCCUUUCUCCAUGAAAUUGGAGCUCCCUUCAAGCCAACAGCCCCAGCCAGCAGACACAGCUACUGCUGCCUCGGGCACAGCCAAUGAGUAUAAGCUCACGUCGCCUCUGGGUCAGAGCAAUAGUGGAUUAUUGGAUGCUCUGUUGGGGGAAUCCCAUGCUCUAAUGGGCAGCGACGAUUCGAGGAGAGAUGGUUUGUUAGAAGAAAAAUGUGGAUUGGAUGGAUUGGUCAGUGUCAGUGAUGCUCCGCCUUCUGGGUUAGUUUUCUGUGAGAGCGCCGCCACCCCUCCUUUAGCUUCUGCCAGACGAUGGGAUGAUUCCAGCUCCGCGCAUUCCUCUGCUGGGCUGAAGGUAAAGAAAGAGAAAGAGGAAAUAUAUGAGUCCAAUUCAGUGGAUGAAGACUUGAGGAGUCUGUUUGAUAUCAUGCCAUCUGCGAUGUCGGUAUCUGAGUGGUAUAGUGACAGUGGUGAGCUUUCAAAUGGGCAGUCAUCAGGUGUGACCGACGAUGAAAUCGGGCUUGAAAUGCAGCAGCUAGCUUCAUCCAUGUCUGCCCCCAAGACAACUGAUCCUGACUGGACAAAUUGGACCAACAUGCCUGAGAUUUGCUAAACCUUUUGUUUGAUUCAACACAAGAACAUGAAGAUUAUAGCUUAUAGAUUAUAUUGAUCAUGAUCUUCUUCAGUGAGUUUAAUUCUAGUGAGAUUUGGUUUGGGUUAUCUUUUAUUCAAGCUUUCAUUGUGUUUUGUGUCCUAUACAUAUGAAUUAUAUGCAUACUUAUAACACUGUUUCUAUUAUAAUUAUCAUCUAGUUAGCAAAAAUUUGGAAGAGAUACUGUUUUUGUUU